Striga hermonthica is the source of this 1101-nucleotide messenger RNA. The record is from the annotation of a GenBank genome assembly. Lineage: Eukaryota; Viridiplantae; Streptophyta; Magnoliopsida; Lamiales; Orobanchaceae.
AUGCCUCAACACACGUACCUCGACUACACCAUCACAAACCUAUUGGCUGCUGUAAUCAUUGCCUUCACGUUCGGCGAGAUUGGCAAAAACUCGAACGACAAGCCAAAUUUCAUCAAUCAGCUGUCUCAGGAUAACUGGCCGAGUGUGCUUUUCGCGAUGGUUGGGGGUAUUGUUCUGAGCCUUGGGAAUUUAGCAACUCAGUAUGCUUGGGCUUUUGUUGGCUUGUCAGUGACAGAGGUCAUCACGUGUAGCAUAACUGUCGUGAUAGGGACAACAAUGAAUUAUUUCUUGGACGACAAAAUCAACAAGGCCGAGAUUCUUUUUCCCGGUGUCGCAUGCUUUUUGAUUGCCGUUUGUUUAGGCUCUGCUGUUCAUUCAUCGAAUGCUGCAGAUAAUAAAGCUAAGCUCACUGGAAAAGACGAGACGAUCUGCUUUUUGUUUGUGCAGCCUAUUUACAUUAAUGGUUGUGUUAUGCUAACAGAUGUGGAGAAAGGGGUUGGCGUAAAGGACAAGGCGAAAUUCGGAACAGCAGAUUUUCUCCUCGAGCUUGAGAAUAAAAGGGCUAUUAAGGUAGUUUUUGGGAAGAGCACUUUUAUUGGGUUGGGGAUCACUUUCUUUGCCGGGAUUUGCUUUUCUCUAUUCUCUCCGGCCUUCAAUUUGGCCACCAAUGACCAGUGGAAUACCCUGAGGGACGGUGUCCCACAUUUGAGCGUGUAUACUGCAUUUUUCUAUUUCUCGGUUUCAUGCUUUGUGAUUGCCAUCAUUCUCAACAUCACCUUCUUGUACCGCCCCAUUUUGGACCUGCCCAAGUCCUCCAUCACCGCUUAUAUAUCAGACUGGAACGGUCGGGGCUGGGCCCUUUUAGCUGGGCUUCUCUGUGGUUUUGGUAAUGGGCUUCAGUUCAUGGGAGGCCAGGCUGCUGGAUAUGCUGCGGCCGAUGCUGUUCAGGCACUGCCACUCGUGAGCACAUUCUGGGGCAUACUAUUGUUUGGUGAGUACAGAAGGUCGUCUAGAAGAACGUAUAUACUUCUCGUGAGCAUGUUGUUGAUGUUUAUAGCUGCCGUUGGCAUCCUCAUGGCCUCGUCAGGACACCGUAAAUAA